AUGCAUUCCCUCCUCCCUUCCCUUCAGCAAUUGAAAUUGAGGCGUCUUCCACAACUUGAUUCAGUUCCAAAUGGGCGUUUGCCUUCCAAGUUAAAAUCCCUUUUGAUCCAUGAUUCUAUCAAACUCAACGCAUUAAGUCCAUCACUGCAAUCUCUCCUUUCUCUUUCAAGCUUCAGUUUUUGUGGGGACGAUGACGUGGAGUCCUUCCCUGGGGAGACACUGCUGCUGCCCUCCGCUCUUACAUUUCUUAGAAUCAACCGUUUGAGAAAGCUGAAAUAUCUGGACUACAAGGGGCUUCAGCACCUCACCUCUCUUCGCGAUGUGAUGAUCUGUGAAUGUCCUGAGCUUGAGCUCAUCCCAGAAGAGUCGCUGCCAUCCUCCACUGAAGACCUAAUCUUGGGUUUAAAAGAUCUGGACUACAAAGGCUUAAAGCACCUAACCUCUCUUCGCCAAUUGAAGAUCUGGAAUCAGGACUACAAUGGGCUUCAGCACCUCACCUCUCUUCGCAGUCUAAAGAUCGAUCUAUGUUCUGACCUUGAGUUCAUCCCAGAAGAGUCGCUGUCAUCCUCCAUUGAAAGUUUGGAUUUGAAAGAUCUGGACUACAAGGUGCUGCCCAUCCCAGAAGAGUCGUUACCCUCCUCCCUUGAACUCCUUGAAAUCCGGAAUCUGAAAUCUCUGAACUCCAAGGGGCUUCAACACCUCACCUCUCUUCGCGAAUUGAAGAUUUGCGGAUGUCCGAUGCUUGAGUCUAUGACAGAAGAGGGGCUGCCUUCUUCCCUUGAAAGCCUUGAAAUCACGAAUCUGAAAAAUCUGAAAUCUCUGCAGGGGCUUCAGCACCUCAACUCUAUUUGCAAUUUGGACAUCUGGAAUUGUCAGAAGCUUGAGUCCAUGCCAGAAGAGGGACUGCCCUCCUCCCUUACAUGUCUUAGAAUUUUCGAUUGUCCUUCGCUGGUAAAAAGGGUUUCAUCUAUUUCUCCAAGGAUUAACCCAAGAGAUAGCCUAUGCCUCAUGGUGAAAAUGACAUCAUUCCAUAAUCACGCUGCUGCAGCUUCCAUUACUUCUUCUCUUUUGUUGGUCAUAAUGAAGUAUAAUCAACAUUCGCCAACAUCAUUUCAGCAGCAGAAAAGGGGAAGAUUGGCUCAAGAUUUCUCACAUCCCCUAUAUAACCUUAAGAAUGUUCUGAUGCUUAGACGUGCUUUCUCUUUCAAUUGGCCUCCACCUGGGCCUCCCCAGCUAGCCAUGGAGCUUGUCAAUAUGGGAAAAAGCUUAAUAUGUAACCUGGUUGCUAUCAAGAGAGUUCAACCUGUACUGAAUAUACUGGAGCCAAAACUUGUACAGGGUCUCAUCUACUUCUGCCAGGCUGCGAAAGCUGUUCAAUCUCUACUGAAAAUAUUGGAGCCCAAAAUUUGUCCAGAGGUGGAGUUGGAAACUGAUUGCUUGUUGCUUGUUCAAGUGAGUCAAAAGCCUUUCAAAGUUGAUUUUGAUUCUCGAUCACUUUUAGAAGACAUUGAAGAUAUGGCAUCAGGUUUCAGAGAUUUUGUUACUUGCGAAGAGACAAGGAAACCAAGUGGCAUAUGA
This is a messenger RNA of Dovyalis caffra, 1578 nucleotides long. The record is from the annotation of a GenBank genome assembly. NCBI's taxonomy places the organism in Eukaryota, Viridiplantae, Streptophyta, Magnoliopsida, Malpighiales, Salicaceae.